UUCAGAAAUAGAAAAUACUUUCACUGUGUCAAGUAUUUCUAGUUAAUAUAUUAUUAUAGACUAUAAAUAAUAAAUUUCUGUUGCAACUUUUACGCAUGUAGUAUGUAUAAUCUGUAACAAUUAACGGAUGUUUUUACCAUGACAGUUUUUUAAUUAAGAGCCAAGAACGAAAUAUAAACUUCUUUAGUCACUUAUAUGUACUAAUGGAAAUAUUACGAAUCUAUUGAAAAACGAUUGUGAAAAAAUGACAUAUUCAAAAUAUGAAUCCGACCAGAUGAGAAAACAUUUUUUAAAAAAAAAAUUGAAAAUAUUUAUUGGUUCUUGGAAUAUGAAUAAUCAAGAUCCUCAUAUCGAAAUUAAUUCUUUUAUAAAACCGAGUGUUGAACACAAUGUAGAUAUCAUUAUUUUUGGUACACAAGAAAGUUUUACAUACGUAAUGGAAAAAUGGGAAUACAAAAUUCAAAAAGCUAUUGGAUCAACUUAUAUUAUGAAAGCAAAAAGUCAAUUAGGAAAGUUAUAUAUUUUCUUAUUUGUACGUUAUGAACUCCGGAAAUUUACUUCAGUACAUAAAAUGAAGUCAGUGCUACCGAGUACUUCAACUGUUCUCAAAACGAAAGGUGCUAUAUCUUUGACCCUAACAAUAUUCGGAAAAAACUUGUUAUUUGUAAAUACGCAUUUGAUUCCACAUAGUUACAAUUGGAAGAAGCGUUAUGAACAGCUAACAAAAAUAGUGGAUUUACUUGGAUUUUAUGAAAGUGACGUUCAUCGGAAAAUUAAAAAUCUCAGAAUUAACUUCGAUGUAAUUUUUUAUUUUGGAGAUUUCAAUUUUCGUCUUAAUUUACCAAGAGAAAACGUAAUGAAUCUAAUUCGCAAAACACAUUAUCCAACUGAAAUUUCUGUAAUUUCAUCUCAUGAUCAAUUAAAAAUAUUGUUGGAUACUAAUAGCAUACUACAAGGAUUUUGUGAAACUGAUAUUACAUUUCCUCCAACUUAUAAAUUUGACUAUGGAACUCAAGUUUUAGAUUCAAGUCAAAAAAGACGAACCCCAUCUUACACAGAUAGGAUUCUUCAUAAAAAUAAAUUACAAUAUUUUUUGUGCAAUCUCGAUCAUAAACUCAUCAAAAGUGGAGUAAUGUUGACUGAUAUUAUAUAUGAUUCUAUUCGUAAUGUUCGAACAUCGGAUCAUAAGCCUGUUUAUGGUAUUUACCACAUAAAUUUCUUUACUGAUAUCUAUACAUCACCAAAUAAACGUGUAUUAUAUGGAUUAAUGGAUUAUGUUAUUACAGACAGUCAUCAAAAACUACCUGUAAAAGUAUUCUUUUGAUAAAUUCAGCAGUUAUAGAAAUACCAGCAGACGUGCUACUACGUUAACGCUAUACAAUAGAUAAACAUUAUUCAUGUUAAUUUCGAAAAGAAUAAUUUUAAUUCAAAAUAAUACAAUAAACUUAUAAGUCU
This is a messenger RNA of Phymastichus coffea, 1455 nucleotides long. RefSeq names its product inositol polyphosphate 5-phosphatase E (gene INPP5E). NCBI's taxonomy places the organism in Eukaryota, Metazoa, Arthropoda, Insecta, Hymenoptera, Eulophidae. The record is from RefSeq and is a predicted model, not a curated record. The transcript has 4 exons. The coding region runs from base 245 to 1324 and encodes 359 amino acids. Gene Ontology annotation, biological process: phosphatidylinositol dephosphorylation. Gene Ontology annotation, molecular function: phosphatase activity.